Molecule: messenger RNA, 1269 nt
Organism: Brienomyrus brachyistius
Lineage: Eukaryota; Metazoa; Chordata; Actinopteri; Osteoglossiformes; Mormyridae
Source: RefSeq, a predicted model, not a curated record
GUUGAGUUUGCAUGCUGGAAAGUUGGUGGAUAUGCAGUUUCUGCUUCCACUUUCAAAAGCAUAUUAACGUACGUCUACAGCGAGCAGCAUGAAACGUUUCCAGCUCUCCGCGACUUAACCUGACAUUCUGGCAUUGUUGCGUGGUACAGAAAAAGUACGUCCAAGGGUUUGUUUUUAAACUCUCAGUUGCAGUAACACAGCCGAGAGGUUAGAGGGCGACACAGCCAUGUUGAAACCGAAUUAGAGUUUGCUCCACUGACCAGAGCAAGUCCAGUGACUUUGUUGGGUGUCUGUCAGGGUCUGCGGAGUGUUUCGAAGCCGAAGUUAAAAUGAGCAAACGCGUAGCUGUCGUGUUGGCUGGUUGUGGAGUAUUCGAUGGCAGUGAGAUUCACGAGGCGUCGGCAGUGCUGGUCCAUCUUAGUCGCGGUGGAGCAACUGUGAAAAUAUUUGCCCCUAAUAUCGAUCAAAUGCACGUAGUGGACCAUCUGAAGGGGGGCCCCACGGAGGAGAAGCGGAACGUGCUGGUGGAGAGUGCCAGGCUGGCAAGGGGCGAUAUCCAGGAUCUGUCUCAGCUUGAUGUUAAUGAAAUGGAUGCUGUCGUUUUCCCUGGUGGUUUUGGGGUGGCGAAGAACCUCUGCACCUGGGCGGUGGAGGGGAAGGAUUGCUCUGUGAACGAUGAGGUCAGAAGCACGCUGGAAUCGUUCCGUAAUCAGAACAAGCCCAUCGGCCUUUGCUGCAUCUCUCCGGUCCUGGCCGCCAAAGUGUUCCCAGGGUGUGAGGUCACCGUGGGUCACAAGCAGGAUGACAGGUCACCUGAUGUCCCAGCCACCGCAGAGGCUAUUACCCAGCUGGGCUCCAAGCACAUCUGCAAGAAGGUGAAUGAGACCCACGUUGAUGAGAAGAAUAAGAUCGUCACCACCUGCGCUUUCAUGUGCAAGGCGCCGCUCCACGAGAUUUUUGAUGGGAUCGGGGUGAUGGUGCAGGACUUACUCAAGCUUGCGUAAUCCCUGCGAGGAAACUCCACACUCCAGUGAUAUGUCUUUGUAAUACACCAAAUGUAUUGCAACAGCAGAUAUUUUUGUGGCGUUAUGUAGCGGUUAACCAGAUCAGUGUAAAAAAAAAAAAAAAAAAAACUAUUGCUGUAUGUGUGCAUUUUACUCUGUGUUCCUGUAGGAUUUUCCUGUAUAGAGCAAAUUUCAAGUUUUUUGACUUGCAUUUACAGAGUAUAGUGUGCAGCAACUGCGACAAAUAAAUUCAAAUGGCAGUGAA